AUCUACUACACAUCGUAAACAUUGGCAACCGUGGAAACAAUAUACUCCCCAAUCGAGAAAGCCGCCAUAGCGCUAGUUAGCGCAUCGCAGAAACUACGCCCCUACUUCCAAUCACACGUGAUCACAGUUCUCACAAACCUGCCGCUCAAAAGAAUUUUAAGAUCGAUGGAAGUGUCAGGGCGGAUGACAAAAUGGGAAGUCGAGCUAUCAGAAUAUGACAUCCAAUACGCGUCGAGGCCAGCAAUCAAGGCUCAAAUCCUCACCGAUUUCAUCACGGAAGGAGUAACAUUGAGCGACAAAUCCGACGGAGUGUGGGAGGUCUACGUCGACGGGGCCGCCAGCCAACAUGGAGUUGGCGCAGGCGUUGUCAGAAAAAUGCCCGCGGGAGCUAUCCUCAAAAUCGCCAUCUGCUUCAAAAUUCUAAAGACUAACAACGCAUCUAAGUAUGAAGUACUACUGGCAGGACUAACAGCCGCUAGACACCUAAGCGCAAGAGCGGUGCGAAUUCUUUCUGAUUCUGCCAUCGCUGUCAACCAGCUGAACGGAAUCUUCGAUGCCGAAAAGGACAGGCUUGCCCUAUACAUCGAGCACGUUAAAGCGCGAGAGGCGCAAUUCAAAAUAGUAACAUACAUCCAAAUACCGCGAGAAGAAAACAUGCACGCGGACGCACUCUCCAAACUUGCCACGGCGACGGACUUUGACGCAACAAGGAUGGUCUCCGUACAAAAAGAAGACCAAGACACGCCGCACAUCGUGAAUACAACACAAGGAGAAGAAGGCGACUGGCAAACGCCAAUUAUCACGUUCUUGAUAAAUGGAGCAGUACCGAAAGACGCGAAGGAAGCUUGGGCACUCAGACAGAAAGCCGCCCGAUGCACCCUCAUUGAUGGCACACUCCACAGGCGCUCACACUCGGGCGCUUACCUAAAGUGCGUAGGACCAGACGAGGCGCAACUGAUCGUGCGAGAUAUACAUGAAGGCAUUUGCGUAAUGCAUUGUGGCGCGCGGAGCAUGGAACGCACCAUCCUUCUUCAAGGAUAUUAUUGGCCGUGAAUAAAGAAAGACACAAAGAAAUUCGUUGAGCAAUGCCACAAGUGCCAACUAAACGCGCGUCAACAUCACACACCAUCCACCGAGCUCCAAGGAAAUGUCAGCCCAUGGCACUUUGCACAAUGGGGCAUAGAUCUACUGGGACCAUUUCCCACCGCGAAAGGCAAACGCAAAUAUAUCAUUGUCGCGGUAGACUACUUCACCAAAUGGAUCAAAAGGGAAGCGCUGGCAUCGAUUACCGCCCAACAAGUGGUUCGCUUCUUGAGGAACAAUGUGUUCACCUGAUUUGGGGUCCCAAAUUCGUUCAUAUUCGACCACAGCAAGCAAUUUGACUGCGCGUAAGUCAUAGACUUCUGCGCUGAAGUAGGUGCCAUAGCCCGGUUCGCGUCAGUCACGUACCCCCAAGCUAAUGGACAAGCAGAAGCGGCAAACAAGUCAAUCCUACACGGCUUGUAUACGCGCCUCGGAGAAGCAACAAGCAACUGGGCGGAGGAGCUACACAUAGUCCUGUGGGCACACCGCACAACGUUCAAGGCGGCAAUGGACGAGACCCCAUUCGUGCUAACCUACGGAAGUGACGCGGUCAUCCCAAUCGAAACGGUGAUACCCACGUACCACAUCACCAUGUUCAAUGAAUAAAGCAACAAUGAAGCGCGACUCACGGACCUCUAGCUAACUACCGAACGUCGGGAGAUGGUCGCUAUCAAACUGGCUGCGAGGUACUAAAACGCCAAGCUAGUCCCACACAAUAUUAAAAUGGGAGACCAAGUGCUGAGGCGCAACUUCCGCCCUGACGCAAAACACGGGAAGUUAGCAUCGACAUGGGAGGGCCCAUACUUAAUCCGCUAGGUUGUUGGUGCCAACACAUUCAAGCUAAGUGCGCUAAGCGGGGAACCAAUCCCCCAGACAUGGAACGCCCAAAAUCUGAGGAAAUAUCACUGGAGUUCCUAACCACUACCCACGUGUAAUCUUGAUGUCAUGUUUAUGCAAUGAUAAUUUCUUCUUUCCAUAUCACCGCACAAUAAGGGGAGGCAGCGCAACGUUUUGUCAAACGCGACUGUAAUUACAAUGGCAACGUAACCGCGCAGUCACGAACUGCGCUAAACUGUUGAGCAUGCAUAUAAUUUGAAAUAUAAUCGCGCAACCAUGACUCGCAACAAAGAAAAUAAAUAAAG
Linum trigynum is the source of this 2225-nucleotide messenger RNA. The record is from the annotation of a GenBank genome assembly. NCBI's taxonomy places the organism in Eukaryota, Viridiplantae, Streptophyta, Magnoliopsida, Malpighiales, Linaceae.